Molecule: messenger RNA, 1978 nt
Organism: Helianthus annuus (common sunflower)
Lineage: Eukaryota; Viridiplantae; Streptophyta; Magnoliopsida; Asterales; Asteraceae
Product: ABC transporter G family member 8
Exons: 2
Coding region: 50-1864 (604 amino acids)
Cellular component (GO): membrane
Molecular function (GO): ABC-type transporter activity; ATP hydrolysis activity; ATP binding
Source: RefSeq, a predicted model, not a curated record
UCACCUCACACCCUCUUUUCUAAUCUCUCAAUAAUUCCUCACACCCACCAUGGAAGAACCACCACCACCUUCAUCGCCGCCGCCGUCAUCACCGUCGUCACCACCGCCACCUAUUAAAACCUACACUUUAACAGCCACUUCAAUAUCCUACACAAAAACCCCAACUACCACCACUAAAAUCACCUCCUUUUUACUCUUGAACCCAUGCAUCAGCGUCACAUCACCACCCUCCAUCCUUCAGGACAUUUCUCUCACCGCGUACCCGUCCCAAAUCCUUGCCAUCGUCGGCCCAAGCGGGGCGGGAAAAUCGACCCUCCUCGACAUUCUAGCUACCCGAACCGCCCCCACCACCGGCACCCUCCUCCUCAACUCCUCCCCCAUGACCCCGUCAACCUACCGCAAACUCUCCGCCUACGUCCCCCAACACGACUACUCCUUACCCGUCCUCACCGUCUCCGAAACCUUCGCCUUCGCCGCCCGCCUCCUCCAACCAAAAACCACCCAAAUAUCCACCCUAGUAACCUCUUUAGUGACCGAGCUGGGGCUAACACACGUAGCCCACACCAAGCUCGGUCACAACCUCUCGGGGGGCGAGAGGAGGCGUGUCUCCAUCGGCCUGAGCCUCCUCCACGACCCCGGAGUCUUACUUCUAGACGAACCCACAUCCGGGCUCGACAGCACCUCGGCUUACACCAUAAUGCAAACCCUAAAAUCGAUCGCAACCGCACGUCGUAGGACCAUAAUCUUAUCAAUCCACCAACCAAGCUUCAAACUACUUACAACCAUUGAUAGAAUAUUAUUACUUUCAAAAGGGAAAGUUGUCCAUCAUGGAACUUUACCUUCCCUUCAAGAAAAUUUACUUUCCAACGGUUUUACACUCCCACCGCAACUGAACUCACUCGAAUACGCCAUGGAGAUUCUAACUCAAUUACCCGUAACCAAACCCGUUACACAAACAUCACCAACGGACUUAACGCAACUUGUUGGGAUCAAACAUGAUCAUAUUCAGUACCGAAGCUCUAGAGUUGAGGAAAUUGUGGCAUUGUAUGGUAGAUUUUGGAAGAUUAUUUACCGUACUAAACAGCUACUUUUGACAAAUACUUUGCAAGCAUUGGUUGUGGGGCUUGUUUUAGGGACGAUAUAUAUUGAUAUUGGGUUUGAUAAAACAGGAGUUGAGAAGAGGUUUGGUUUGUUUGCGUUUACGUUAACGUUUCUGCUUUCUUCUACGACCGAAACGUUGCCGAUUUUCAUUAAUGAGCGGCCGAUUUUGCUACGGGAAACAUCUGGUGGUGUUUACAGGUUAUCAUCGUAUCUGAUAGCGAACACCCUGGUGUUUUUCCCGUAUCUUCUAGCCAUCGCGAUCAUCUACUCGGUCUCAGUCUACUUCCUAGUCGGUCUAUGUCAAACAUGGCAAGCGUUCGGCUACUUUGUGUUAGUAAUAUGGGUCAUUGUCCUAAUGGCUAACUCGUUCAUCCUAUUCUUGAGUUCGAUCGCACCAAACUACAUAACCGGAACAUCACUAGUGACCAUACUUCUCGCGGGGUUUUUCCUCUUUUCGGGCUACUUCAUAUCGAAAGAAAGCAUGCCAAAGUAUUGGUUGUUCAUGCAUUACUUCUCAAUGUACAAAUAUGCUCUUGAUGCUAUGUUGAUCAAUGAGUAUUCAUGUUUGACCAACAAGUGUAUGAUAUGGUAUGAUGAAAAGAGUCAAACGUGCAUGAUGACUGGUGCUGAUGUGUUGGAGAAAAAAGGGCUACAUGAGAAUCAAAGAUGGAUUAAUGUUUAUAUAUUAAUUGGGUUUUUUGUGUUUUAUCGCGUGCUUUGUUUUUUCUUCUUGGUUAGAAGGGUUUCAAGAUCAAAAAAGUAAGAGAUUGAUCAAGAAAACUUGGAUUAUUUUUAUAAUGUGAUUAACAUAAAUGCAAAUUGUUAAACGUUGGGUAUUUAUGUUAAUGAUAUUUGAUUUGUAAACGGUUAGAUUAUA